UUGGAAUCGUAGGAAAUGAUACAUAUAUAAGCGUUCAUCUCCGCCAUCUUUUGCUUCUCAUGUGAUGGUGAUAGAUCAAGUGCACACACACAUAUAUAUACACAAACAUAAGAACCAUGUCCUCGGCAUCGUUCUCAGACACUAAGAAGGCCCCAGAGGAGUAUGUCCUCGAGGACAGAGCAUCAGCUGAAUACUCCGAAGUUGAUGGUAAAGUAAGAACUGGAUCCUUUUCUGAAGUUUCGGAGCCAGAAGGGUUCAUUUCCAAAUUCUUGUACAAGAUCAGUUUGCAGAAGAACUCCAAGCUCACCCUGAGCGAGCAAUUCCUCGUCAACAAGGAUUUACAACCUGUUCUUGAUGAAGAUGACAGACCUUGGAGAUGGUGGAACUUUGUGUUCUUUUGGGUUGCCGAUGCGUUCAACGUUAACACAUGGCAAAUUGCAGCCACCGGUGUGCAAGCUGGUCUCUCCUGGUGGGAGACUUGGAUCUCCGUUUGGUUGGGGUAUGGAUUUGUCGCAGUUUUCUUGUUUGUCUCCCAAAGAGUUGGUUCACACUACCACAUUACUUUCCCUGUGAGUUGUAGAGCGUCAUUCGGUACUUUUGGUUCCAUCUGGCCUGUCAUUAACAGAGUCGUCAUGGCUAUCAUUUGGUAUUCUGUCCAGUCCUGGAUUGGUGGCCAGUGUGUUGCACUAAUGCUCAAGGCUAUCUUUGGUGCUGACUUGGAUACCAGAAUUCCAAACGGUAUCGCAAGCUCUGGCACUACAACUUUCCAAUUUUUGUGUUACUUUUUAUUCUGUUUCUGCUCUUUACCUUUCAUCUAUUGCAGACCUCAGACGGUGAGACACUUGUUCACCGUGAAGGCUUAUGCCUGUUCUACAGCUGGUAUUGCUUUCCUCGUUUGGACCAUUGUCCGUGCUGGGGGUAUUGGUCCAGUGGUUGAUCAAAAGACCAGCUUACAUGGCUCCGACCAUGCUUGGGCUUUCAUCAACUCCACAAUGAACUGUUUGGCCAACUUUGCUACUUUGAUUGUUAACGCUCCUGAUUUCUCACGUUUGGCAAAGAGACCAUCCUCUUCUUCGUUAUCUCAGUUCUUGGCCAUUCCAAUCUGUUUUGCCCUCACAUCACUGAUCGGUAUUUUGGCAUCUUCUGCCUCCACAACAAUGUAUGGCGAGACCUACUGGUCACCAUUGGAUUUGUUGACACGUUAUGUUGAAAGUUAUACAUCUGGAGAUCGUGCUGGUGUGUUUUUCAUCUCUUUUGCAUUUGCUUUGGCCCAGGUUGGUACGAACAUUUCUGCAAACUCUUUGUCCGCUGGUACGGACGGUUCUGCUUUGCUUCCAAGAUAUGUCAACAUUAGACGUGGUGGUUUCUUCUGUGCCGCUAUCGCCUUCUGUGUCUGUCCAUGGAACUUCUUCACUACUUCAAAAAACUUCACCACUUAUCUUAGUGCUUAUUCCGUGUUCUUGUCCUCCAUCGCAGGUGUUGUCGCCGCUGAUUACUGUGCUGUUCGUAGGGGUUACAUCAACAUUUUCCACUUGUACUCAAACAACCAAAGCAUGAAUUACACUUACAACAAACUGGGUGUCAACUGGAGAGGUUAUGUUGCUUACAUUUGUGGUAUUUUACCAAAUGUUGUUGGUUUUGCUGGUGCCUGUGGUAACGAUGUCCCAGUUGGUGCAACAUAUCUGUACAACUUGUCUUUCUUCUGUGGUUACAUUACUGCAUUCUGUGUCUAUUGUGCCCUUGUCUACGUCUUCCCAGUUAGAGGUAUGCCUGAGAAGAAGUUUUUGAGUAAGCGUGGAUGGUAUGAGACAUUCAUCGACUACAAUGUUGACGACUUCACUAAGGAGAUCAAUGAAUACCAUCCAGAUGAGUACGUCAGUGGUCAAGCCAAAUGGUUUAGCUGAAUUUCUCACUAGUUAUAUUGGUUUUAAAUUUAAUAUUGUCUUUUUCAC
Messenger RNA from Williopsis jadinii, 1952 nucleotides. RefSeq names its product nucleobase cation symporter-1 family protein. Gene Ontology annotation, biological process: transmembrane transport; nucleobase transport. Bases 117 to 1904 code for a protein of 595 amino acids. Gene Ontology annotation, cellular component: plasma membrane. Gene Ontology annotation, molecular function: nucleobase transmembrane transporter activity. The transcript has a single exon. The record is from RefSeq and is a predicted model, not a curated record. Lineage: Eukaryota; Fungi; Ascomycota; Saccharomycetes; Phaffomycetales; Wickerhamomycetaceae.